Guyanagaster necrorhizus is the source of this 1358-nucleotide messenger RNA. Its product is annotated as NAD(P)-binding protein. The transcript is spliced from 6 exons. The record is from RefSeq and is a predicted model, not a curated record. The coding region runs from base 210 to 1358 and encodes 382 amino acids. Lineage: Eukaryota; Fungi; Basidiomycota; Agaricomycetes; Agaricales; Physalacriaceae. Gene Ontology annotation, molecular function: oxidoreductase activity, acting on the CH-CH group of donors, NAD or NADP as acceptor.
UCAGAUUCUUCCCGCCCUUUAUGCUUUCGGUGGCACUUGAAUCGCACAAUUGUCAAGCUUAGCGCGACGUGGUUAAUUUCCGUGGAGCCCGGGGAGCUCCUACCAGCAUUUGGAUCUUACCUUUUUCUUUCUCACGUCUACAGGACACCAGGCUUUACCACUGAAAACGACAUAAUAUUUCCUCUUAACUCACUUCAUACAUUUGGGAGAUGCCUCAGAUUCUCAAUCCUAGAGUCGUAUUUAGUUCUAUUCCAGAAGGUCCACCUGAUGCGGAGACGUUCACUUAUCUGGAAGAUGAGAACAUCGACAUUGAAACAGUCGACCUCGACGGUGGGAUCCUUGUGGAAAUACUGGCGCUUAGCCUGGAUCCAUACAUGCGUAAUCGAAUGAGGCCCAUCGAAGAACCUGGAGAUAUGCCCGCGUUCGGUAUGAAUGAUACUGUCACAGGCUUUGGUGUCGGCCGCAUUUUAAGGUCUGAGGGGGACGGGAUUGAAGCUGGGGGCCAUAUAUAUGGAUUCAUGCCCUUCAAGAAGUUUGUCGUCUUUCCGACUACGACUGCUAUGUCCUUGGAAAUGUCAGGACUUGGCCUGAAAGUCCUCAGCAAUCCCUACGGACUCCCGUGGCAUUACUUCGUUGGCGCCCUAGGUAUGUCUGGACAGACGGCUUACUAUGGGUUGAAAGAUCUCGCAUCACCUAUAUCCGGUCAAACUCUAUUCGUUUCUGCUGCGUCCGGUGCAGUCGGCCAUCUGGUAAUACAAAUAGCAAAGCUUCAAAAGCUCAAGGUCAUUGCCUCGUGUGGUAGUGAUGAGAAGGUUGCACUCGCCUUACGCCUAGGGGCCGAUCAUGCUUUCAAUUAUCGGUCUUCUAAUAUUUCGGAAGAGCUGCGAAGACACGGACCAAUUGAUAUCUAUUUCGACAACGUAGGGGGCCCUACUCUCGAAGCUGCCAUCGAAAAUGCCAAUAUGCAUGCGCGUUUCGUCAUUUGUGGGAUGGUGAGCCAGUACAACUCCAAGUUGUCAGACUCAUACGGUGUUCGGAACCUCUGGCUGCUAAGCCGCUAUAGAAUAAGGCGCGUAUCAUAUUCCUGGUACACUGCUAAACUCUAUAUAUUUUGCACUUGCAGGAUGGAAGGGAUGGUAAUGACUGAUUGGGCCCCAAAAUACGAAAAGGAAUUCUUCGACACAAUUCCUCGCUAUCUGGCUUCCGGCGCCAUCAAGUACGUCUUUCAUGAAUACAAGGGACUGGAAAGCACUUCCCUAGCCUUCGCCAAUAUGCUAAAGGGUGAGAACACGGGGAAGACGGUGAUAAUUUUAGAUGAAGAUGUGGCCAGGCCGGCGCAGGGACAGAAAGAACAAUGA